GUAAUGCGCCUUGGGGGCGGCUUACCAUACGACGGCGACCCCCCGACAAUGAGCGCAGCUGGCAAUGAUUAUGCAGAAUUAUGCGAUCUUGGACCCUCACGAUGGAGUUCGCGUGGCUACUAUUAUGCACCACCCGCACAUGCGACCGCCUUACAUCCUAGUGCCGCGACCGGCCUACAACAACCGCAAUCCUCAUCCAGCGUACCGACCGGCAGUUCGGCCGGUCUCAGUGCGCAUCCGCUGCGCACACCAAGCAGUUACGAGGCGGAAGACGUUUCCUUUGGCAUGAUUAGUCCACCACCGGGUGUGAUCGGUCCGUCGUCGGUUGGUCUCAGCGGUACGUACGGCAUCGGUUCGCGUAUUGGCAAUAGUACGAGUUCGUUACGUGGCGGCCGUUCCGGUCUUUAUUACUCACCGCCCGGUACAUCAUAUACAAUUGUGGAACGUCCACAUUCGCCCCAUUACUAUUACAAUACGGCCGGUGCACCAACGAAGGGUGGCUCAUUGCCGGGACGCGGUUCGUCAUAUCUAUCAUCAACAGCAUCGCCCACCAGUCAUAUGGCGGCCACAGGUGGUGGUGGCACGCUACCCAACUCAACGGCGACGAUGGGUGGGCGUGCUCACAGCAGUAUGGGCAUGGCGAAUGGCAAUAAAAAGCGUCCCAUCUCGCCGGAGCAAGUGCUGCGCAUGUUCGGUGCGACGCAAUCUUCUUCAGUUCCUACAAGCAGCUAUCACUAUAGCAACGGCACAAGAGAUCGUACUGGACGCCGCAGUCCGGCGAGUAGUCCGCCCUCGACCACGCAUCAGAUGUAUCGUGAACGAGAUCGAGAUCGUAGCAUAACGAAUAUACAUGAAUUAACCACACGUACCAUAAACAUGUCACGCGAUCAGCAAAUCGAUCAUGGUUUUGGUAUUUGUGUUAAAGGAGGAAAAGACUCAGGAUUAGGCGUCUAUAUCUCACGCAUCGAAGAGAAUUCAGUGGCUGAGCGCGCCGGCCUGCGCCCCGGUGAUACAAUCCUAGAGGUGAAUGGCACGCCGUUCACCUCAAUAAAUCACGAGGAGGCGUUAAAAAGAUGUGUGCAGAUAUUGAAAUCAUCACGUCAAAUCAGUAUGACGGUGCGCUCACCACCGACGCUCAACUCCCACGCGCCACUACAUGGCUUCGGUCCACCCUCGUCGCGGGAUCCCAUGUACGCAUCGAUGGCGCCACUACUGCCACAAUCGGCGGCCGGUUUACCGCCCGGAGCGACGAUGAUUGGCGGCGGUGGUCUACCAUUUCGUCAGACAUGUUCCUGGAUGGACCGACAUGGUCGUCCCGCUUCGCCACCCAUGGAGUAUGGUGGACGGCAUACGGAUCGUCGUGAGAGAAUUCGACGCGUAGAGCUGCUCAUUGAACCGGGUCAGUCGCUGGGUCUGAUGAUACGCGGCGGCGUUGAGUACGGCCUCGGCAUCUUCGUCACCGGCGUCGAUAAGGACAGUGUCGCAGAUCGUGCUGGCCUCAUGGUCGGCGACGAGAUACUCGAGGUCAAUGGUCAAUCAUUUCUCGACGUGACCCAUGACGAGGCGGUCAGUCAGCUGAAAUACCAUAAACGUAUGUCGCUUGUGAUACGUGAUGUUGGUAAAGUGCCACACUCCUGUACAUCCAUUGAGAUGGAGCCUUGGGACGCGUACAGUCCGACGGGGACGAGAGCUCGUCGAAAAGGUCAAAUAACCGCUAUGGUGGAGGAGAAGGCACGCUCGCUCCUGCCACGCCAUCAAUUCGCAAGUCUCUCGUAUUAUAUUGCCGAAUAUGCUGCGAGAGCGAUGACCAUAGAUGCCUUUGUUGCCGUCUUAUUAGAAAUGUUAGACACAUAUGAGAAACAUACGUUAGUGACGGAACUACGCGAACUUAUAUAUCCAGAGGAUCGUACGAGAUACGAUGAGCUUGUUUAUCGUAGAGAACGUGAUCCGUACAGCGUGGAGAGGCACAGGCGUAAAGGAGAAACCGCACGUGAUUUACCGGAAUACGGCUGUGAUGACCAUAGGUCCCGUAGAGGCAGUGAAACUCAAAUACCACACUCGGAAUACGAACAAGAUGCGGAACAGGGUGGCUACUUAGAUGGACUACGUUCACAUUUGGGUGGUUUAACACAACGUGUCAAAUCAUGGUAUUGGGGACGGCCUCUUGAGUUGGCCACAAAACUCUCGAGAAGUUUCGAUAUGAAGGAGGAGGGAGGCACACUGCUGGGCGACAAAGGUGUACGCAGGCAUCAGUCCAUGCAACGCCUUUCGGCCGAGCAAAAUGGUUCAACGACUGAACAAACACAUGAACACAAUCCAAACGUCGUACCUGAUCAUAGAGGCAACUUACACAUUACUGUUAAGAAAACUAAACCAAUUUUAGGUAUUGCUAUCGAAGGUGGUGCUAACACAAAACAUCCGCUUCCAAGGAUAAUCAAUAUCCAUGAAAACGGUGCAGCAUACGAAGCGGGCGGCCUCGAAGUCGGGCAACUCAUAUUGGAGGUGGACGGCAAUAAAGUCGAGGGUCUACAUCACCAGGAGGUUGCCCGCCUGAUAGCCGAAUGCUUUUCGAAUCGCGAAAAGGCCGACAUAACCUUCUUAGUUGUCGAAGCGAAAAAGUCGAAUCUGGAACCAAAACCAACGGCGCUUAUAUUUUUAGAAGCCUAACAUUUGCUUGCCCUGCCGGCUAAUGAGGACCCACUGGAACGACAAAAGCUCGAGUUCUUAUUCGAAUGGGGUAUCGAUUUAACGACAACGCCAAAACCAAUGCCAACACCAAUACCAUUAACAAAAGCUAAAAAUCCACCGCCACUGCCACUCAACAUUAAAUCCAUCAACCAUCCAUCACAUCAGCCAGCAACGGCGACACACCCACACACAACGCUGGCGCCGCAUCAUCAUCAGCAGCCAACGACACAGAAACAUGUUGCCAACGCAACAACAACACCAACAACAACGCGAACGUAUACACCACAAACUACACAAACGAGCACGGGGAUGCCAACGCAGACGACGAGCGCGAAAUACACGAGGAGUCCAACACAACAACAGCAGCAGCAACAACAACACUACCAACAACAUACAACACCAACUACCGCCACAACAACACCGACAAAAAGUACACAACAACAACAGCAGCAACAUCAAAGACUGACACCAGGCGAGCGCACGCGCGCCGCUGCCACUACAAAAACAACAGCAACACCAACAGCAUCAGCGCCAACGUCACGUGAGCACACACCCACGCGCAGCGCACAAUCACAUUCACAACAACAACAACAACAACAACAACAUCAGCAACACAAUCAGUCAUCCUUACAGCGUCAGCCAUCGGUGAAUCAACAAAAAUCACAACAACAACAACACGAACAGAGGCGCGACCUCGAGCGGAAAGACUCACAGCGCGAACGCGAUCGCGCGAAAGAGCGCGAACAUGAGCGCCAGCGUGCACACGCUGAUGCGCGCGAGCACGAACGCGCUCGUGGCCGUGAGUUGGAGCAUGAGCGUGAACGGCAGCGUGAUUAUGCGCACGAACGUGCACGUGAUUACCAACAUGAUCGUGAGUAUGCGCGCGAUCGUGAAUAUACCGCACGUGAGCGUGAGUAUGAGCGUGAGUUGUCACGUGACGCGCGUGAGCAUGAAUAUGAGCGCGAGCUGCCACGUGAUGUGCGUCACAGCGAGUAUGAGCGUGAGCGUGAUUACGCGCGGGAACGUGAGUAUGAGCGAGAGCGCGACUCCGAACGUGAACACGCCCCACCACCGUCAUCAGCACGCACAACACAACCAUAUCAACAACAACAAGCCCAUCAUCACCAACAACAAACACAUUACAAUAAAACGAAUUAUAAUUCCGUUUACCAGUAAAAAAAGAACAAAAGAAAAAACCAACAAAGAAACAACAAACGAAUUUGAG
Molecule: messenger RNA, 3913 nt
Organism: Bactrocera latifrons
Lineage: Eukaryota; Metazoa; Arthropoda; Insecta; Diptera; Tephritidae
Gene: dysc
Product: whirlin
Exons: 15
Coding region: 4-2667 (887 amino acids)
Cellular component (GO): plasma membrane; stereocilia ankle link complex; cilium
Molecular function (GO): protein binding
Source: RefSeq, a predicted model, not a curated record